Molecule: messenger RNA, 243 nt
Organism: Symbiodinium natans
Lineage: Eukaryota; Dinophyceae; Suessiales; Symbiodiniaceae
Source: the annotation of a GenBank genome assembly
AUCGACGAGUUUGAUGACCGCGUCAUCUUUGGCGAGAUCUACGCGCCACUCCAUGACCUCAUGGAGUACUACGGCACCACAGAGAAGCCCGAGUUCAACGUUCCCUUCAACUUCGAGGUCCUCGGUCAGGACUAUGGCAAGCCCAACGAUCUUCGCCUCGCCUCGGUCGUCCGCGACGCCGUCAAGAGAUAUGCGCAAGCGCUGCCGGAGUGGUGCCAUGGGAACUGGGUGCUGGGCAACCAU